Haplochromis burtoni (Burton's mouthbrooder) is the source of this 2618-nucleotide messenger RNA. RefSeq lists its product as uncharacterized. The transcript is spliced from 4 exons. Lineage: Eukaryota; Metazoa; Chordata; Actinopteri; Cichliformes; Cichlidae. The record is from RefSeq and is a predicted model, not a curated record. Bases 1009 to 1920 code for a protein of 303 amino acids.
GUAAAAACUGCGUCUGUGGCUUUAAGAGCCGAUCAACAGCAACAGGGGGCGUCAGUGAUCAGUCAAGUUUCAGUUUCAAGUCAGUUGAGCUUCGCUGUUUCUUUUAGUGUUAGUACGGGCAGCCUGCCCACAGUUUAGAAAAAAGGAAGUAGGCUACUGAAGUUACACUGUGUACAGGGCUCUACGUGUAUUCACUUGGUGGAGCAAUAAACGAACAAACAGUGCAUGCAGUUUUAAGUCUCGGAGCUGUAAUGUGCAGCUGUCACUGUAGAAGAGCAACGAGCAGCAAAUGAUAAGCAUGUGAGAACGUUAUGAUCAGAGUACUGCUACACAAAGAAACAGCAUCACCUGAAGUAUGCAGAUUUACACUCAGCGUCCUGUAUGUUAGGAACACCAAGCUCACACUGAGUCAGUCUAACUCAGAGGUCCUGCAGCUCAUUUAAUCCUCACUGAUAAGAGUUCAGCAGGAUCGCUGCUUAUUAUAACUGCUGCGGUCAGUUUUAAAGCCAGCGAGGAUUACUUCUUACCAGGGUCUGUGUCCUGAUUUUAAAUUAUUUUGAACCACGAUCUCUAAAUCCUCCGCCUGUCCCCACUCUGACAAAGAGGAAGCAGACGUUGAAAGAGAGAGAUGUGACCAAAGCUGACCUUUGUGUUGUUGUCACAGACCGCGACAAAGACUAAAGUCACAGACUGAAAUAAACAAGGAAAAUAAAAACUAUGACAUGAGCUUCCCUGUUUCUCUCUAUAUAUAUUUUUGCUGGGGGUGUUUGUGAGGAAUUUCCUUCCUCCUCUCUCCCCUUGAUCACUGAAUCACGUGACAGUUGGACAAUAACAACACAGUAGGGCUGGAGGAACGGGGCAGACCCUGCGGAGACCCGAGUCCUUACAGGACAGAGAAAAAUAAUGAUCCUUUCACAUUAGCAUUGAUUUCAUACCAGUACUGGGGUUGUAUGUGCCAUCUAUAUUUGGAUCGAUCCGCCCACCACUACCAAACAGCAGGCUGCAGAAAUGUCGUCGGUUGUAGUUUUCUUCUCCCUCCCGAUGUUGGUGGCUUCUGCGUUGAAAGAGGUUUGUGUGAGGCCUGGACAAGAUGCCACUCUUCAGUGUUGGGGUCCCAGAGAUGCACACAUCACCCUGCUGGAGUGGAGCAGGCCGGAGCUCAUCUCACAGGGUUAUGUGUUCUUCUUCCAAGACCAGCGCUCGUACGAGAACUACCAGCACGAAUCCUUUAAAGGCCGAGUGCAGCUGAGAGACUCAUCCAUGAUGGAUGGAGAUGUUUCUGUGAUUGUGAGGAACGUCAGCAUCAGCGAUACAGGAACUUAUGAGUGUCAGAUUACAACCAGCAGCACCAGAAAUGGCGAGAGAGUCGUCAAAGAGUUCAAGCACUCCAUCAACCUCACAGUCACAGAGUCUGUUCAUAUAAACAUCACAGCUGGACAGAACGUCAUUCUGCCAUGUCAAGCUCCAAAUAUCGACAGCAAUUCCAAGGCAGUUGUAAAGUGGAGCAGAGCUGACCUUGGAAAACAUUAUGUUCUUUUGUAUCGGGAUGAACAGGUUGAUCCAGACGAGCAGCAUCCAUCUUUUAAGAACCGGGUGGAUCUGCAGGACAAACAGAUGAAGGAUGGAGACGUGUCUUUGAUUCUGAAGCAUGUCACGACUGCUGAUAGUGGAAUAUACGAGUGUCGUGUCUUCAGGAGAAGAACAAACCGCAGGAAGAGAGCUCAUCUGGAGACUCCCCCCAUCAGCAUCAUCAGUCUAAGUGUUGAUCCUCCAGGUCAGCCAGGAGGACACACAGAGGAUGGAGUCAGUAGAGGACAUCCUGGACUGGUAGCUGCUUUGUCACUUUUUGCUGUGAUUGCUUCUUUGGCGAUCUUUAUAAAACUAAAACCUCCUCCUAAAACCCUUACAGACGAUAUUUAGUCUGUUAACAUUUUUUACUGUAUUUUUCCACUAUAUUUUAUACAUAUUUAGUUUUUUUUACUAUCUUUUACUGUACUGUACUGCUGAGUGACUGUCUUCCUUUCGUCAAAUAUAUUUAAUUGCAAUGUAGACCCUGUGCUUACUUGCAUAUGACAAAUAAAACUGAAACUAAACUGAGAAUGGUCUGUGGCAUUUCAUCAGACUUGGGGGCUUCGGAGCUGGUUUUUGUUGCCAUUUUCCCCUUUACCAGGUUUCAAAAUUGAUUUUUUUUGAAAGACACUCUCAUGACUCAUUGAGUCACGCUGUUGACCAGCAAAUAUGAGAUAUGCAGUCUGACAAUGUCACAUGAACCCUGAGCAGGUAUUAUUUUAGUAUCUGAUACCAGGUAGUAUUACCUAAAGGAAAACCCCGGUGAACAAUUGCAAGUUGAUUAUAGUAGGUAACAAUAAAUUACCAAAGUAAUAAAAUUAACAACAUUUAUAACAAAAAUAGUAGCAAUAAUAUCCCUGAAAAGGAUAAGCAGCAGCGAAUGGAUGGAUGGAUAGUAGCAAUAAUAACAACAACAUUAACAAUAACAGUAAUAGCAUGGUAAUAACAAUAACACCCAAAAUCCACUGUUAAUAUCUGACACUGCAGCUGUUUUCAAAGAUGAGCUCUUCAGGCACAAACAUGCAGGCUGAAGUCUGUUGACUCUGCUU